AUGAUCUCUUCCUCAAGACUAUCAUCAUCAGUCUAUCGACCAAGGCCGAUCAGAAGAGGCCCAUCCAGCAGACUGAUUUCUUCACCUACUACCAACUACACCUCCUUCGCUCCGCCAAUCCAUCCCAGAAUUACCCCCGUCUCAAGCACCCUCUCCCGACCUCCUUUUCCUGCGUCUUUUGUUCGCUUCGGCUCGUCUUUCAAUCCUUGGAAAAUGAACUCCGAUAUCGAGUAUCGCGAGCUCAAACCGAUCACCGAUAUGCCUAGCGACGAUGUAUUGCUAAUAGAUGUACGAGAAGAGAGCGAAGUGAUCCAAGGGAACAUCCCCUCCUCGGUGAACAUGCCGAUGUCGGUAUUCGAGAAGACGCUCGACAAGCAUCCCGACGAGUUCCUGCAGACCGUCGGCUUCCGCAAACCCCGGCCCGAGCAGAAGAUCGUCUUCUACUGUCGCUCCGGCGCCCGCUCGGCUAGGGCCCUCGACAUCGCUCGACUCAAAGGCUUCAAAAAUGUGAGGAAUUAUAAAGGCUCCUGGUUGGACUGGAUCGAUAAGGAAAACUCGGCCUGA
Puccinia graminis f. sp. tritici CRL 75-36-700-3 is the source of this 564-nucleotide messenger RNA. RefSeq lists its product as uncharacterized. Gene Ontology annotation, cellular component: mitochondrion. Gene Ontology annotation, molecular function: thiosulfate-cyanide sulfurtransferase activity. Lineage: Eukaryota; Fungi; Basidiomycota; Pucciniomycetes; Pucciniales; Pucciniaceae. The coding region runs from base 1 to 564 and encodes 187 amino acids. The record is from RefSeq and is a predicted model, not a curated record. The transcript is spliced from 5 exons.